Messenger RNA from Haemonchus placei, 252 nucleotides. Lineage: Eukaryota; Metazoa; Nematoda; Chromadorea; Rhabditida; Trichostrongylidae. The record is from the annotation of a GenBank genome assembly.
AUGAACGUACAACAGCCUAUACUGAAGGAUCGUUUCACUAUUCAUCGACAUAUUAAUCCACAAUACGCUGAGUCAAGUGAUUCGGAGAGGCGUACGGAACAGAAACGAUGGCAGAAACAACCAACAGUGGUUGCAAAACGUAAUGCACGUGAACGUACACGCGUUCAUACAGUAAACCAGAGCUAUGAUGCUGCCAACGUUGGAGCAAUUCCUCCUCCUCCCGAAAGGCGUCACCGCCCAGCCCAUGGUUAG